AUGCAACGUGCUUCAGGAGAUCUUGCUAUGACAGCGGAGAAACACCUUCAGUCUGAUUGUGAUGAUGUUCAAGAAGUAGCCGAAGAGAAAACGAAGCUUACGGGUCGUAAAAGGAGAAUCCCAUCACCUAGCCAGAAAGAAAAUCACUACGCCGUUGCUAUUGUGCCGAAAACCUCACUGAAUUCUCUUAACCAUGUUGACGAUCGUAGUGCACGUGUAGAAAGUCCUGUCAACAAGAUGCUGCAACUCCCAGAGGUCAGAAUGGUGGGUCGUCUAACGGCGUUGCGAUGUCAACCACGCCUAACUGAUGAGCGCGUUGAAACAGAGGUAUUCGUAAAGCGCCAUGAAAAACUUGAGAAGGAAGAAAAACAAAUCUUAAGAAGACAUGAUUUAGUGGUAAACUUGGAUAAUUGGAAGGAACGGACUCCAGCGAAUUUGCGGAGUGAUGACAUUGUAGACAUCCCUAGUCAAGUUCAGUAG
Messenger RNA from Angiostrongylus costaricensis, 480 nucleotides. Lineage: Eukaryota; Metazoa; Nematoda; Chromadorea; Rhabditida; Metastrongylidae. The record is from the annotation of a GenBank genome assembly.